AUGCCAGACGACCAAUACCCCCCUCUAUGGGAUCUCAAUUCCGCGAUCAAUCUCCUCCAGACCCUCAGUCUACCCAAGUACGACCCGUCCUCCGCUCGAGAGCUCGUUGCGCCUCCUUCCCACCAUGAUGCAGCUGAUGAAAGAGUCGACCACUCCCUCGGAGACUUCUCAAUUCUUUUUGACUUUCUCGGUUCGGUCGAUACACCAGAUGACCAGCGGGACUCGGAAUUGAUCAAGUACGAAGUCAACGAUGAGCCUGUGGCCGAGGUUGAGCUUAACCAUCUGAGCAAAGGGGUUCGCUGGCGAGAUGAAGUCGACGGGGCUGACUUAGAAGACAAUGUCGAACCCGCCAAAGCCACCGCAGCCUACAUUCGCAACAAAAAGCGAGCAGAAAGGAGAGCAAGAGCUAAGGAGAGAGCAGAAAAGCCUCCUGCCCAAUCAGAACAAAAAUCCAUAUCCGAUACUACCGACCCUGAGUCUGGUGAAGAGCUUGAAUCCCUGCGCAGGUCUCCGGACCGACGUGCGGUUAUCGAUGACAUUGUUGGUCGACAUAGGCCAACUAUUCGUGAUGCUUACUCUCCACCAACUUCGCCCUCGCCGCCCAAGUCAGGACUGAGGACUCCGAAGCGGGACUGGCCUGUUUCCAACCCGUUUCUGUGGACUGCUCCUGGUGUUCCCUCACCAUCACACCGCAUAGGAUUUGCUCCUCGUGAUGGAUUGUCUCCGAGGGCGAGGAAACAGGCUCUCAUAACGGCACUGACGCGUCAAUAUCCCGAGGAGAAGAGGUAUUUGAAGAACUCUGGAUUGCUGGAGCCUGCAUUUACCCCUCUGAAUGUAUCCAAGAUUGGGAUCCAUGUAUUUGUCGACAUCUCGAACAUAUCCAUUGGCUUUCACGACUGUUUGAAACUAGCUCGUGGCAUGGCACGGGAGACACGACUCAAGCGUGUCCCACUGUCAUUCCACAAUUUUUCACUUGUUCUCGAACGAGGCCGGCCAGCCGCCAAGCGCGUCCUUGUCGGAUCCGACAAAUACGCCGCCAUUCGACAAGCCAAAUCGAUUGGCUUCGAAACCAACAUUCUUGAACGCGUGCACAAAGCCAAAGAGCUGACGCCGCGGCAGAAGAAGUACCGUUCUGCAGGGGAGACGAGUGGUUCUGAAACGAACACGACUUUCCCCAAUACCAACACCCCGGCGGCGGAGAAAUGGGUCGAGCAGGCUGUGGACGAAAUUCUGCACCUGAAGAUCCUGGAGUCGCUGAUCGACGCGGAAAAACCGAGCACCAUUGUCCUCGCCACAGGUGAUGCCGCAGAGGCAGAGUACUCUGGCGGAUUUUUGCGGAUGGUCGAGCGUGCAUUGGAAAAAGGCUGGGCGGUUGAGUUGGUCAGUUUUAGACUCAACACCAGUAGCCUUUACAAGCGAAAGGAGUUCCGUGCGAAAUGGGGCCCGAUGUUCAAAUGGAUUGAAUUGGAUCCGUUUGUCGAGUUUCUGAUUGACGAGGAGGAGGAGGACAGCUGA
This is a messenger RNA of Capronia epimyces CBS 606.96, 1515 nucleotides long. RefSeq lists its product as uncharacterized. The coding region runs from base 1 to 1515 and encodes 504 amino acids. Gene Ontology annotation, cellular component: nucleus. The transcript has a single exon. Gene Ontology annotation, molecular function: guanyl-nucleotide exchange factor activity; small GTPase binding. Gene Ontology annotation, biological process: protein import into nucleus. NCBI's taxonomy places the organism in Eukaryota, Fungi, Ascomycota, Eurotiomycetes, Chaetothyriales, Herpotrichiellaceae. The record is from RefSeq and is a predicted model, not a curated record.